AGAGAAGAGAAGAGAAGAGAAGGGAGGAGAAGAGAAGGAUCAGAGGUAACGACAAAGAAGACAAACAGACAUACAAUCUCGUCAGGCAGCACAGCAUGAUCAAUGUUCGACCCCUUGAGCUAUGGUUUGCAAGGCUUUGUGCGUUGUUGAUUCUCUUUGGCUUGAGGCCCGUUCGGUCUGCGACGGGUCUUUCUUGCUUUGUGUUCAACGAGAAGAGAAGUGAUGAGGUGUUCGGUCCUGCCCCGCCUCCAUCAAGAAGUGCAUCUCCCUCCAAUCAUAUCGAGUACGUCCCAGUGCAGAUGAAGGCAAAACCAAUGAAUAAUCUGAGGGACCUGUCCGAUCACCCGACCAAAGAGAUCAAGCACGAGAGCGAUCUAUACGAAGAUGUUGGGAUUGUACAGAAAGUGAUGCGAGGGCUGAGGAAGAGGUAUGAUCGGGAUGCUGCAACCCUCCACGAUAGUCACGUUGAGAACAUUACUCCGCUCAAGUCGAACAUCCCCGUGUCGCUUCCUAGCUGGUCUGCCGCCGGACAUGCCCAAGUUCGCAAACCUGGUGGGGAGGACCCACAACACUCUUAAGACGGAAGGAGCUCAGCCAGCAUGCGAGUGUAUUGAGAUGAACGCGCAUCUACUCAGUCGAGGUUGACCUGACGCUUCGCAAAUGAGGCUAAAGGAUCAAGCGCGACCGAAAAGUUUUCCCAUUGUUCGUUACAUUCCAAUGUUACCUUGAGUAAAAGCAAGAAUACACUUG
Molecule: messenger RNA, 750 nt
Organism: Guillardia theta CCMP2712
Lineage: Eukaryota; Cryptophyceae; Pyrenomonadales; Geminigeraceae
Exons: 3
Coding region: 96-578 (160 amino acids)
Source: RefSeq, a predicted model, not a curated record